AUGAGCUCUAAUAUGUCCAUAUAUACAACUCUACUUACUUUGGAAUCACUGGACAUUUCACUGACUUCUGUUAUACCAGUGUUCAUGUUUGGAACCCUUACCUAUUGUACUAUCUUGUUUUUCAAUGUUACAUUACUGCUAAUAAUUGCUCUGAACCAAAAACUUCAUAAACCUAUGUACAUACUGUUAUUUAACAUGCCAAUCAAUGACAUUGUAGGUGCCACUGCUUUUUUUCCUCAGCUUAUCUUGAGUAUAUUAUCUCAGAAUAGAUCAAUCACGUAUUCUGCAUGUUACAUACAAGCCUUCUUGGUACAUUUGUAUGCGUUUGGAACACUUCUUAUUCUGUCCGCUAUGGCUUAUGACAGGUAUAUUGCAAUCUGCUAUCCAUUGAAAUAUAACACCAUUAUGUCUCCAAAUAGCUUGCUAAAGAUAAUAAUUACUGUAUGGUCCAUAGCUUUUACAGAGGUUGGUUUUCUACUUGGUCUGACCUACCGUCAAGAGAUAUGUAGCACAAAAAUAGUAGACACUUUCUGUAAUAAUCCAAGUUUGAUGAAGCUUAUAUGUGGGGACAUUAAUGUGACUAAUUACUAUGGACUGACUGUUACAGCUGUGCACCAAUGUAUAACACUGUUUAUAAUGUUAUUUACGUACAUCCAAAUCUUAUUCACCUGUGUCUAUAAAAGACAGUCUGAUGCUAAAAGCAAAGCUAUUCAGACAUGCAGUACACACCUAAUUGUUUUCUUAUGUGUAGAAUUCAGUGGACUAUUUGCCUUAAUUUCACACAGGUUUGAGAAUGUAUCCCAGUACGUAAGAAGGCUCUUUGGUGCAUGUGUGAUGAUAUUUCCUCCUAUUAUUAAUCCUCUAAUAUAUGGAUUGAAAACAAAAGAAAUUCAAAGGAAGAUUUUUGUUUUCUUCCCUAAAAAGACAUCUCCAUCAUGA
Messenger RNA from Tachysurus fulvidraco (yellow catfish), 939 nucleotides. Its product is annotated as olfactory receptor 52B2-like. Gene Ontology annotation, molecular function: G protein-coupled receptor activity; olfactory receptor activity. Gene Ontology annotation, cellular component: membrane. The coding region runs from base 1 to 939 and encodes 312 amino acids. The record is from RefSeq and is a predicted model, not a curated record. The transcript has a single exon. Gene Ontology annotation, biological process: G protein-coupled receptor signaling pathway. Lineage: Eukaryota; Metazoa; Chordata; Actinopteri; Siluriformes; Bagridae.